AUGCCGCCCUACGGCCUCUACCCCAUCCCCCGGCACCACCUGUCCCCACAAAACGCUAAGCUCCAGCACCGCCGCACGUUCAACAGCAUGGACUUUGCCGACGCGGAACCCGCGCGCGAGGCUGCGGCAAAGACGGCGGAGCAGCGAGCCCAGAGGAAGCUAGAGAAGCGUCAGCGCAAAGAAGAGAGGAGGUUGAAGAAGGAGCGCAAGGCACAAGCUGAGCAGCAGCAGCAGCAGCUUACCGAAGCAGAGAGUGAUGUGCCACUUCAGCAACCCAACACCACACCGUCUGUGACUCACGUAGAGACUGCGCCACAAGCUCAGCAAUCUGAUGCUACUCCCGUAGCUACUCCAGUCAAGAACGGCCGCUUCGGUCCGCGCGGUCCUUACAAGAAACGCGAAAAGACAGCCGACGGCACACCAGUUUCUGCAGUCAAACGCAAGAGGGGGAGCGAAAUGCAGACUGGUGCUCCGAGUGGCAGUAACAAGAACGUCAACGACAUGCCGUCGUUGCUUGACCCGAAUUUCCUGUCAUCGCUCAAGGAAAAGAUGGGAGAUAUGGGGUUGGCGUUUAAAGAAGCGGAAAAGGAGGGGGAUGAGCCGGCGAAGAAGAAGAGGGGACGGCCCGUGGAAUGGCGCAGAAAUGCUGCUGAUGCGGAGUCUGUUAAGACUAAGACCCCGAGAGGUGGUGGUAAGAGUGCUGUUGUUGCCCCGACACCAGCGUCUACCAGUAAGAGUGCUGUUUCCUCAACACCGGCAUCUGCUAGAGUCUCUGGCUCAACUCUUGACAAGUCGUUCAAGGUGAUUAGGACGCCUGUGCCUGUUCCCUCAGUUGCGUCGACACCAGCAUCUACCAAAGUCGCUGGCUCAACUCUCGAUAAGGCAUUCAACAUGAUCAAGACGCCUGUGCUGGUUCCAUCAGGUGCGUCGAGUGUGACUGCCUGUGCAAAGACACUGGUUCCGGCGCUGCAGAAACCCAGUUUCAGCAUCAGUGGGAGCACGAGUGAGCUACAGACAGGCAAGACGCCAAAGGUUCAUCCAGCUGAUGUACUCGUCGCCGAGACACCUCCCUCACACAUGAGCAAAACACUAGUCACAACACCUCGUCAGCCCGCUAUCCCAUUUCCUCACCUCCAGAACCUAUUCUCCGCCAGCAAAUCACCCAUGGUGAAGGGAAAAGAUACAAACAUCGACCUUACUUCCCCCGAGGAACCCACACCAAGGACAAACACGUCCACAAAGCACAUCGUCAGCAGCCAGGGCUCAAUCAAUCCGCUAAUCAGCAGUCAAGCCUCCAUGGAACCCAUCCCAAGCACCCACUCCCCGGCCUUCACAGCCUCCACCCUCUCCUACUACAAACAGCAACUAAACGAAAAACCCAAAGCGCGGCCCCGCCGCCGCCAACGCGCCAUCUCCGAAGCCUUCAGCUCAAGCAGUGACUCAACCUCGACCACACAGAGCGUGCUCGACAUGCUGACUCGGGUCCCAAAACCCUACGGUUCCACGUUUGACAAUCCCUUCUCCACCUCUAAAAAGAAGAAGAACACGGGGGAAGAGAAGCAUGUCGAAGCUGAUGGAGAGACAUUCAAAAAAGCCUUCAAGGUUAUCCAGCGGACUGUGAAUUUCAGUGAUGAGGAAGAGUAUCUAGCCUUGUAUCAGAAAGUUCUAGAGCAAAGCAAGAAGGCAGAGCUUCCGUGUCUGAAAAGCGCAACGGGAUGUUCCUUCCGCGUUCACGACCCCGCCUCCUCUUCCUUCUUUUCUCCAGCCGGUGCACUCGAGAAGCCGAACGCAGACAUGCAGGAUUCAACCCAGCGUGCAGAAGCUGCGGAAACGUUUCUCCGCCACGCACUCAUGGCGCGUGUCCCUGUUCCCCUGGGCCGCAUCACAGGCGUGUGGCGCUUGUACUGCAACGAGUAUACGGGGCAGCAUGUGGACAAGUACAGUGCUGGCAUGCGUACGCUGACGAUUACGUCGCCGUCUUCGUAUCAGGGGACCCCGGUGUAUACGGCUCGUUUGCAUAUCCCGCCUCGGUCUAUGGCGUUUGCCAUUGCGCCGUUUGCCGCGCCGCCACAUGCUGGGUUCCGCGCUACGAGGAUGAAGUUGGUGGAGGAGGGGUAUGCGAUGGAAAUGGUGUUUUUCGGCAAUGGGUAUGCGAGGGUUAGGGCUGAUGUUGGGUUGUUGCUUUCCGGGAAGCAUGGGGCGGGCGGACAGAUGGAGAGUGCGAACAAGAACAAAGGCUACGGCAUCUGGCACUUCCUUGCUGUCCAUGAAAGACCACUCUAUUGGGAGCCUGAGGUCGAUGAGUUGGAAGUUGAGGGUAAGAAGCUGUUUGCUGCGUAUGAUGGUAUCGAGUAAAUAAAAAGGAUCGGGG
Bipolaris sorokiniana ND90Pr is the source of this 2371-nucleotide messenger RNA. RefSeq lists its product as uncharacterized. The transcript has a single exon. NCBI's taxonomy places the organism in Eukaryota, Fungi, Ascomycota, Dothideomycetes, Pleosporales, Pleosporaceae. The coding region runs from base 1 to 2355 and encodes 784 amino acids. The record is from RefSeq and is a predicted model, not a curated record.